UUCAGAGUUUUCGAUUCCGCAAUGUCGGCGAAUUCCUCCCGCCCUAAUCUCAAGCGCCCAUUCUCAGACGACGGCGACGACGCAUCCGCCAAACCUCCCAUGCAGAAAAAAGUUAGGUUUCCGAAGGGGAAAAAGGUCAGACUGGGACAUGAACCGGUGGAGAGAGGAAGGGACGAGAGCGAGGCAGCUCCAGUGACGGACCCCCGCGUCGCCGCCAAAGAACGGGCCAAGCGCCGUAGCCAAAUCACCACCGAGCUCUUUGGCGAAGAUAGCAGAGGUAUCGUUAAAGAUAUAUCCACCGCUGAAGUCGCUUAUGAGGAUGAUGAUGAUUUUGUUCAGGAUGGGAUUCAAAUAGAGCCUUUCAACUUGAAACAAGAGAGAGAAGAGGGUUAUUUUGAUGCAGAUAUGAAUUUUGUUGAAUUUGUAAACGAAAAGGAGAUCAAGGAUGCAUGGCUUGAUAGUCUUGAAGUUGAUCCAAAAUAUGCUGGUAAAGUGCCCAAUGUAACAACAAAUGACAAUGAUGCUCCAGAACUUUCGUCCAGUGAUAUUGGAAAGAUUAAAAGACGCAUUGCGGAUAUUCUUGAGCCAGGCGAAACGGUUUUGCAAGCGUUAAGGAGAUUGAAGGGAAAUUCAAAUAACAGGAAGGAUAAAAUGUCAUCCGAAACAAAGGUCGUAUUUGACCAGCUAACUGAAGAUGCCGUGAAGCUUAUGGAGAGUGGCGAAUAUGAUGUGUACCAUGAAAAGAAAGAGAUCUUUGAGCGUGAGGCAGAAAAAUAUGAAAGCCUGGCUCGUUUAAGAGUAGAAGGCCUAACCACAAGUGCAGGCCAAGGUUAUUUUGAUUCCAACUCGGGGAAGGAUGCCUUGUCUGGUCUAACAGAUACUGGUAUAGUCCCUUCAGGUUCUGUUAAUCCAUUGUCAGAUUCAUGCGAUAUGUUUGCGGAUGAUGAUGAACAGACUACUGCUAAUCCGUCUUCUAGUGAAAGAAAUUUGGUUUCUGGUGCUACUGGAAUUGAUCAACCCGUGUCCAAUUCAGACAGUAAUUCUGAAAGUGGAGCUUUAGGAAGUGAUUAUGUGUAUGACGAGACUUCUGGGUACUACUACAGCAGCAGUCUGUGUUAUUAUUACGACCCAUCUACAGGACUUUAUUGCUCUGCUGCAUCUGGGCAAUGGUACUCAUUCAACGAGGAAACCGGCGCCUAUGACGAAAUUCCAGCUGCUGCAUCGACUGUGGAAGAAGUAUAACUGAGAGAGUUUUUCUGCUUGACUGGAAGAUAUUGUACAGACUGUGAGCAACAAUUGGUGUAAAAUUGUGGGUUAUAACUUUUUAAUUAUUUUCGUUUCUGGAAAUGAAGAAAAUAGCGGACACAUAGGAUUCGUAACAACAUGAUGUUAGGAUAGUGCUUCUGCAGUUUUAGAGCAUUCCAGAGUCCAACAGACGUGCUAGGAUAGUAGUUCUUUUGCAGCACUAGAAGAGAAGGAUUUUAAAAGAGAAUUAUAUUCAAUGA
Molecule: messenger RNA, 1505 nt
Organism: Morus notabilis
Lineage: Eukaryota; Viridiplantae; Streptophyta; Magnoliopsida; Rosales; Moraceae
Exons: 10
Coding region: 22-1242 (406 amino acids)
Cellular component (GO): U5 snRNP
Source: RefSeq, a predicted model, not a curated record